ACUGAGGGCCGGGAUUGGCUGGUUUUGGAAACUUCUGUAGCCCAGCUUCUGUCACGUGGUGUGUGCUGUUUUCUUAUCACGUGGCUGCCGCCCAGUGUAGGCUGCAUGAGGGGGUUGCGGACUACCGCAGUCCUGCUCGGCGGAGGGGUGAGUGACCGGCCCCGCCCCUUCCGGUCCUCGGAGCUCGUCCACCGCCCGUUCCCCAAAUCCCAGAGGUCCACUCCUGAGGAAGAAACGAAAACCACGCCUUUGCCUUAAUUUUUCAGGCUGCUGUGCUCUUGUCACUUCUUUGGAUGCCGGCGCUGUUGCCUGUGGCCUCCCGCCUUCAGUUGCUACCCCGAGCCUUGCUGUCCAUGGCUUCAGGAAGCUCCCCGUCCCAGUCCUCGCCAGCCUCUGGCUCCGGCUAUAUUCCUGGCUCAGUAUCUGCAGCCUUUGUCACCUGCCCCAACGAGACGGUCGCCAAGGAGAUCGCCAGUGCAAAAGUCCAGGUCAUGGGAUGCUCUGAAUGGGGCUGUCUCUUCACCUUCAGGGCUGUGGUGGAGAAGCGCCUGGCAGCCUGCGUCAACGUCAUUCCUCAGAUUACAUCCAUCUAUGAGUGGAAAGGAAAGAUUGAGGAGGACAGUGAGGUGCUGAUGAUGAUUAAAACCCAAAGUUCCUUGGUUCCAGCUUUGACAGAUUUUGUUCGCUCUGUGCACCCUUAUGAAGUGGCUGAGGUGAUUGCACUGCCUGUGGAGCAGGGAAACUUCCCAUACCUGCACUGGGUGCACCAGGUUACAAAGUCAGUUUCUGACUAGCGUAGUCCCACCAUGAUGAACCCUGUUCCUGCCAUGUUGCUCUCAUAUACUUCAAUGCCCUCUGACUUCCAGGUGAUGACUGGGUCCCUAAUAAAUCCUACCUUUGGUUCUUUCUUG
Molecule: messenger RNA, 911 nt
Organism: Pteropus alecto (black flying fox)
Lineage: Eukaryota; Metazoa; Chordata; Mammalia; Chiroptera; Pteropodidae
Gene: CUTA
Product: cutA divalent cation tolerance homolog
Exons: 7
Coding region: 294-794 (166 amino acids)
Biological process (GO): response to metal ion
Molecular function (GO): copper ion binding
Source: RefSeq, a predicted model, not a curated record